Aspergillus steynii IBT 23096 is the source of this 1249-nucleotide messenger RNA. Its product is annotated as isopenicillin N synthase family dioxygenase. Bases 68 to 1114 code for a protein of 348 amino acids. The record is from RefSeq and is a predicted model, not a curated record. NCBI's taxonomy places the organism in Eukaryota, Fungi, Ascomycota, Eurotiomycetes, Eurotiales, Aspergillaceae. The transcript has 5 exons. Gene Ontology annotation, molecular function: dioxygenase activity.
CAAGAAACGGUCCUCCUGGGAAUUUCCUACAAUCAUCUCCCUGCAAUUUCACGGGGUGCAUACCAUCAUGGACCGGGACUUUUCCGCCAUCCCCGUCGUCGAUUGGCAGCGGCUGCAGGACCCUGGCACUAAACCGCAUGCUCUCGCGCAAUUACGCGACGCCAUCUUCCAGGUCGGAUUCCUCUACCUGACCAACCACGGCCUGGAAGAUCUCAUUCGGCGCGCCCAUGCCCAAUUACCCGAGCUGUUCGAUCUCCCCGACAAGGUCAAGGAGCGAUGCAACAUGCUCAACUCGCCCUCGUUCGUGGGAUAUACUCGUCUGGGGGCCGAGACGACCGCAUCCAAGACGGACUGGCGGGAGCAAUAUGAUUUCGGAACCCCCGGCAUGAAGCGGUGGACCCCUCAGGACCCAUUCUGGCAGAGGCUCGAAGGGGACAGCCAGUACCCCGACCACCCGGGCGCCAAAGACCUCGUCGAAGAAUACAUCCGCGAAUCGGCCUCGUUGUCGCGGCGGUUCAUGCGCGCCGUGUCAGAAUGCCUCUCGCUGCCUCUGACAACCUUUGAGUCCUUCAAGGGCAACAUGGACCGGUUGAAAUUCAUCAAGUAUCCUCCCGCCGCGCCAGGAUCCCAAGGCGUUGGACCACACAAGGACUCCACCGGACUGUUUACCUUCCUGUCGCAGGACGACACCGGUGGGCUACAGGUGCUCAACAAGAAGGGCGAAUGGAUCGAUGCCCCGCCCAUCAAAGGUAGCCUGGUGGUGAACAUCCAGCAGGGAUUCGAAGCCAUCACGGGAGGCAUCUGCACGGCCACGACGCACCGCGUGAUGGCUCCGGUGAACACAACAAGAUACAGUAUUCCGUUCUUCCUGGGCGUGCGGAUGGAUCUCACGCUGGCGGAGUUGAAGGAAUCCGCCAAACAUAUUGUCGAGCGCAUCCCGGCGAGUGAUGAUCGGAAGAAGAGGGCUGUCGACGUGCCCAGCGAGUUCCUGUCGCCGUUGUACUCUUGCUUUGGCGAAGCAUACCUGCGGAACCGCAUCCUCAGCCACCCGGAUGUGGGACAGAAAUGGUAUCCAGAAUUAUACCAGCGGUAUUCCACGGAGAUACUACAAUGAGGCUAUGACUAACGAUAUGACUGUCUCCGAUGGUGGGUUUGUAGCUGACCUUUUCUACGACUGAUUCUAUAACCACAGUGCUUGAUAUGCAGAUAGCUACAACAUCUCAAUAGCUAAACCAUGGUUUGAAAGAAC